Nicrophorus vespilloides is the source of this 914-nucleotide messenger RNA. Its product is annotated as RNA-binding protein 1-like. The record is from RefSeq and is a predicted model, not a curated record. Gene Ontology annotation, molecular function: RNA binding. NCBI's taxonomy places the organism in Eukaryota, Metazoa, Arthropoda, Insecta, Coleoptera, Silphidae. The coding region runs from base 267 to 644 and encodes 125 amino acids. Gene Ontology annotation, cellular component: nuclear speck. Gene Ontology annotation, biological process: mRNA splicing, via spliceosome. The transcript is spliced from 5 exons.
AGCACAUUUAGCCCUUGGUUAGGGUAACCCUGCCAACAUGUAUAAUUGUAUCUUGGGGUCUGUUUUGGUGAAUUCUAAGAAUAUGCUCAACAGAGGGAGCUGUUAUCAAUAAUUUGCCGGGCCUGGUGGCAUUAAGCAUUAAGAAUCCGCCAUUUUACUUAUACUAAGUUCUCCAUUUUUCCUCACCAUUCUAAGACCCGAUUUGUGCAAAAGAAUACAAUUUCAGUUUUGUAAGGACCAGCAGUCAUCUGUAGAAACAAUAAAUCAUGUCUCGUUACCGUGAAUGGGAUUUGUCGUGCAAAGUAUAUGUGGGCAACCUUGGAUCCUCUGCUAGUAAACACGAGAUUGAAAGUGCAUUUUGUAAAUAUGGGCCUCUAAGGAAUGUCUGGGUAGCUAGAAAUCCUCCGGGAUUCGCGUUUGUAGAAUUUGAGGAUCCCCGCGAUGCAGAAGACGCGGUGAGAGGACUAGAUGGAACGAGAUGUUGUGGAACGCGUGUUCGCGUUGAAAUGUCCAAUGGAAGAUCUCGUCGAGGAGGUGGUGGAGGUGGAGGCGGCGGCGGCGGAGGAGGCGGUGGUGGUGGACGUAGAGGUCCACCAAGAUAUUCGAGGACAGCACCGCUGCUGUUAACUACUCCCCCCGAUUGAGCCCCAAAAAACAAAACUUCUUCCCUCCUGGCCACACAUCUCAUCAUCUUACAUCGACUACCACACCACCGCUACUACUACUACAUCCACCGUUGGUGGCGCGCCUACCUACUACUACUCAACUCAACUCAACAGCUUCUUUCUAUCAGAGAAUGGCUCAUCAACUACCCCUUCACCAUCUCCGCCCGUGUUGUCUCAAUAUAAACGACAAAGCGCCUACGAAUGUCUCAACCGAGCCGGCUUCUACCCCUCAAAAAAGCAAAAAAAAAA